UCUCUGCUUCUGUCUCCUUCCUGUCCCUCUCACCGCUCUCUCUGAUUCUCUCCGUCUGGUCCUUCGCCGCCGGUCUCUGGUUGUCUCUGCUCCUACUGUUCUGUUUCGUGUCCCUCGCAGCCGGUCCUUCCUCCCGUGUUUCUGAUUGUUUUGUAUUUCAAUUACAGACAAGAUGAAGAAAACAUGGUGGUUGAUAUUGGUUACGUUUUUAUGCUUGCUUAGCUCAUCUAAUGGUAGAGACUUAAAGGCUAGGGACAAGGUUAAUCUUCCCAAGUACAACCAUACACUUGCUACAAUAUUAGUGCAAUAUGCAUCUGCGGUAUACUUGUCAGAUUUAACAGCGCUUUUUACUUGGACAUGCUCUAGAUGUGAUGGCUUGACUGAGGGAUUUGAAAUUAUAGAGUUGGUGGUUGAUGUUGAGCACUGCUUGCAGGCAUUUGUUGGAGUGGCUGAUGAUCCGCAUGCCAUUAUCAUUGCAUUCAGAGGAACUAAUGAACACAGCUUACAGAACUGGAUAGAAGAUUUAUACUGGAAGCAGCAUGAAAUAAAUUAUCCGGGCAUGGAUGAUGCAAUGGUACACCGUGGAUUUUAUAAUGCAUACCACAACACAACAAUACGUCCCGCAAUUCUGGAUGCUGUCGACAGGGCAAAGAAAUUUUAUGGAAAUAUUCAAAUUAUUGUGCUUGGACAUUCAAUGGGAGGAGCAAUGGCUGCAUUUUGUGGUCUAGAUUUAACGGUGAAUCGAUGUGAAAAGAAUGUUCAGGUUAUGACAUUUGGACAACCCCGAAUUGGAAAUGCUGUUUUUGCAUCCCUGUAUAGCACACUUGUUCCAAAUACGUUGCGUGUGACACAUGACCACGACAUUGUUCCCCAUUUGCCACCAUAUUAUUACUAUUUACCAUCAAAGACAUACCACCAUUUCCCAAGAGAGGUGUGGCUUUAUAACGUUGGAUUAGGAAGUCUGGUAUAUCGGGUUGAGAAGGUUUGUGAUGGAUCUGGUGAAGAUCCAACUUGCAGUAGGUCGGUGAGUGGGAAUAGCAUAUCAGACCACUUGGUAUAUUAUGGUGUUGAAAUGGGAUCAGACGCGCCAGACUCAUGCAGAAUUGUUAUGGGUUCUAAUGAUUCAAGUCCUAGCGUCCAAGAUUCGAGAGGGAACAUUGUCUUGACCAGAGAGCCUGCAAAAUUUGUCCUGAAACUGAGUAGAGAGCUUGACAAUCAAGGAAAGGCCAUUAGUGUUAGUUGAGUUUACAUGGAUUGUCUCUUGUAAGAUAUAUAGGUUUUAAAUGUUAGGUUUGGGGGGUUGGUCGACAUGCUUCCGAAUUCUUCUUUCUUAAAAGGAGUCGCCUGUAAGGAGGAAUUAUUUCAGUGAGAUUAGGUAGGGAUCUUGUACAUUCUCAUCCCUGUAUAUAUGAUUGUUAAUACUUAAUAUUGUUAAUUGUACAAUAAUUAUAAAUUAAAUUCCUUGGUCCGUAAUUUCUUA
Arachis ipaensis is the source of this 1480-nucleotide messenger RNA. NCBI's taxonomy places the organism in Eukaryota, Viridiplantae, Streptophyta, Magnoliopsida, Fabales, Fabaceae. The record is from RefSeq and is a predicted model, not a curated record.